Exserohilum turcica Et28A is the source of this 736-nucleotide messenger RNA. RefSeq lists its product as uncharacterized. The record is from RefSeq and is a predicted model, not a curated record. The coding region runs from base 302 to 613 and encodes 103 amino acids. The transcript has a single exon. Lineage: Eukaryota; Fungi; Ascomycota; Dothideomycetes; Pleosporales; Pleosporaceae.
GGCCAAAGGCAUGGAAGCCUGCGCAUGCUGCCACCGACCCUGGCAAUGACGAUAGCUGUGAUAGGCACAUCGCGGAAGGGUGUGCGAUCGAACAAGGCGUAUUGCUGGUAUAUUGAAACAGUGGCGCGGCUCGUGGUGGACGGGCAUGAUGCCUUAGCCUGGCACGCGCCGUAUAGCGCGUGGAAAAGAAGCAACACGGCAUGACGCCAUGACAGACCUGGAUACUUUUGAUAUAAACGCGACGCAGUCCCCAGGAAAGACAGGCCAGACCCGUUGACAGCAGCAGACCCAGGACACAAACAUGAACGCCGACUUGCAACCUUAUGGCACCCACCAGGAGGCCUUUCCGCCGCCUCUCCCCAACCAUCUCAGCGCAGAGUACUCGCCAGCACUAUCCAUGAUGCAGCAGUUCCAUGCAGAUCUUCUUCGCAUGGACGAAGAGCACCUCCAGCACCGCACCCAAGCCGCCGUCGAAAUCGCAUCCCCAUGCCCAUGCCCAUUCCCUGACGACGACGACCAACCACCCAGCGACACCCUCCUCGGGAGAAUGCGAACAUGGUACCGGCGACUAUCCUCACGGCGAAGUCGAACCAGCAACAUGUCGAGCCCCUGAAAAGGAGAGACAGAAUAGCAACAUCUCGUCAUGCAGGUACCAGCGCUGGUUUGCAGCUCAUGGCACUAGUCGCCAUGUCCGUCCCAGCACCCUGGGCCGUCCGCCCGCGCUAUUCGAUCCCUC